This is a messenger RNA of Microtus oregoni (creeping vole), 12046 nucleotides long. RefSeq names its product argonaute RISC catalytic component 2 (gene Ago2). Gene Ontology annotation, molecular function: protein binding; RNA binding; endoribonuclease activity, cleaving siRNA-paired mRNA. Lineage: Eukaryota; Metazoa; Chordata; Mammalia; Rodentia; Cricetidae. Gene Ontology annotation, biological process: regulation of DNA-templated transcription; regulatory ncRNA-mediated gene silencing. Bases 166 to 2748 code for a protein of 860 amino acids. The record is from RefSeq and is a predicted model, not a curated record. Gene Ontology annotation, cellular component: RISC complex. The transcript has 19 exons.
GCUCCCGCCACCUCCGCCCGCCGCCCCGGCCGCGUCGGGUAAACCUGUUCUGCGAGGCGGCCGCGCCGGGGCGGAUCGAGCGGCCGGCGGCUCCUCGCGGCUCGCGGCGUCGGGGCCCGUGGAGCGCGCGGCCGGCCCUCGGCCGCGGCCCUCGGCGGCGCCACCAUGUACUCGGGAGCCGGCCCCGUUCUUGCGUCUCCUGCUCCGUCAGCAUCACCCAUCCAAGGAUAUGCCUUCAAGCCUCCAUCUCGGCCGGACUUCGGCACCUCCGGGAGAACAAUCAAACUACAGGCCAAUUUCUUUGAAAUGGACAUCCCCAAAAUUGACAUCUAUCACUACGAAUUGGACAUCAAACCAGAGAAAUGCCCAAGGAGAGUGAACAGGGAAAUAGUGGAGCACAUGGUCCAGCACUUUAAGACCCAGAUCUUCGGGGACCGGAAGCCAGUGUUUGAUGGAAGGAAGAAUCUGUACACUGCCAUGCCCCUUCCAAUCGGCAGGGACAAGGUGGAACUGGAGGUCACGCUGCCGGGAGAAGGCAAAGACCGUAUCUUCAAGGUGUCCAUCAAGUGGGUGUCAUGUGUGAGCCUGCAGGCGCUACACGAUGCACUUUCGGGGCGGCUUCCCAGCGUCCCUUUUGAGACGAUCCAGGCCCUGGACGUUGUCAUGAGGCACUUGCCAUCCAUGAGGUAUACCCCUGUUGGCCGCUCCUUCUUCACUGCAUCUGAAGGCUGUUCCAAUCCCCUGGGUGGGGGCCGAGAAGUAUGGUUUGGCUUCCACCAGUCGGUCCGACCUUCUCUUUGGAAAAUGAUGCUGAAUAUUGACGUAUCAGCCACAGCAUUUUAUAAGGCACAGCCGGUGAUCGAGUUCGUCUGUGAAGUUUUGGAUUUUAAAAGUAUUGAAGAGCAACAAAAACCUCUGACAGAUUCCCAAAGGGUAAAGUUUACCAAAGAAAUUAAAGGUCUAAAGGUGGAGAUAACGCACUGUGGUCAGAUGAAGAGGAAGUACCGUGUCUGCAAUGUGACCCGUCGGCCUGCCAGUCACCAAACGUUCCCGCUGCAGCAGGAGAGUGGGCAGACAGUGGAGUGUACAGUGGCCCAGUACUUCAAAGACAGGCACAAACUGGUUCUGCGCUACCCCCACCUCCCGUGUUUACAAGUUGGACAGGAGCAGAAACACACCUACCUUCCCUUGGAGGUCUGUAACAUAGUGGCUGGACAGAGGUGUAUAAAAAAGUUAACAGACAAUCAGACCUCAACCAUGAUCAGAGCCACUGCCAGGUCGGCACCCGAUCGGCAAGAGGAGAUCAGCAAAUUGAUGCGAAGUGCGAGUUUCAAUACAGACCCGUAUGUUCGCGAAUUUGGAAUCAUGGUCAAAGAUGAGAUGACGGAUGUGACAGGACGGGUUCUGCAGCCUCCCUCCAUCCUCUACGGGGGCAGGAACAAAGCGAUUGCCACCCCUGUCCAAGGUGUGUGGGACAUGAGAAACAAGCAGUUCCACACAGGCAUCGAGAUAAAAGUGUGGGCCAUCGCCUGCUUCGCACCCCAGCGCCAGUGCACUGAAGUCCAUCUGAAGUCCUUCACAGAGCAACUGAGGAAGAUCUCGAGAGAUGCUGGGAUGCCCAUCCAGGGUCAGCCCUGCUUCUGUAAAUAUGCCCAGGGGGCAGACAGUGUGGAACCCAUGUUCCGGCAUCUGAAGAAUACCUACGCUGGUCUUCAGCUGGUGGUUGUCAUCCUACCCGGCAAGACUCCUGUGUAUGCUGAGGUCAAGCGUGUGGGAGACACGGUGCUGGGGAUGGCCACACAGUGCGUGCAGAUGAAGAACGUGCAGAGGACCACGCCACAGACCCUGUCCAAUCUCUGCUUAAAAAUCAACGUCAAACUGGGAGGCGUCAAUAACAUCCUGUUGCCACAGGGCAGGCCUCCAGUGUUCCAGCAACCUGUCAUUUUCCUGGGAGCCGAUGUCACCCACCCGCCAGCUGGGGAUGGAAAGAAGCCUUCGAUCGCUGCCGUUGUGGGCAGCAUGGACGCACACCCCAACCGCUACUGCGCCACCGUGCGUGUACAGCAGCAUCGACAGGAAAUCAUCCAGGACCUGGCUGCCAUGGUGCGGGAGCUGCUCAUUCAGUUCUAUAAAUCGACACGCUUCAAGCCCACCCGCAUCAUCUUCUACAGAGAUGGUGUCUCUGAAGGCCAGUUCCAGCAGGUCCUCCAUCACGAGCUGCUGGCCAUCCGAGAGGCCUGCAUCAAGCUAGAGAAGGACUAUCAGCCAGGGAUCACGUUCAUCGUGGUGCAGAAGCGCCACCACACACGCCUCUUCUGCACAGAUAAGAAUGAGCGGGUUGGGAAGAGUGGGAACAUUCCAGCAGGCACAACCGUAGACACGAAAAUCACCCAUCCGACUGAAUUUGACUUCUACCUGUGCAGUCAUGCUGGCAUCCAGGGGACAAGCCGUCCUUCUCACUACCACGUGCUUUGGGAUGACAAUCGUUUCUCAUCUGAUGAGCUGCAGAUUCUGACCUACCAGCUGUGUCACACCUACGUGCGCUGCACACGCUCUGUGUCCAUACCGGCACCAGCCUACUACGCUCACCUGGUGGCCUUCCGCGCCAGAUACCACCUGGUGGAUAAAGAACAUGACAGCGCUGAAGGAAGCCAUACCUCUGGGCAGAGCAAUGGGCGAGAUCACCAAGCGCUGGCCAAAGCGGUCCAGGUCCACCAGGACACACUGCGCACCAUGUACUUUGCUUGACAUGUUGUAGUGUUUAGCGAUUGUGUACCAAGUUGGAUUCACACGAGACCAGCUACACUCAGACCAACAGAUGCCCAGCCCUUCCGUGACAGCCAGCAUCGAACAUGAGACGUCUUUGGUUUUAUUAGAUCCUCCAUUUUCCAGAAUGCCUUCCGUCCCAGAUUUCAAACUUGGAUUUUGAGCUGCAGGCCUGUACGAGACCCCAUUGUAGGAAACGUGGUUUGCCAAAACCUAUAAGCUGCUCACCGAAAGAGUCCGUGUUUCCUAAAAACAAAACAACAACAAAAUGUCCUCAAACCAGUCUAUGAACUCUCAGGGCUUUAAAACAUUUUUAAUUUAUUUGGUCAUUCGAUUUACUCGUUUUUAACACCUGAUUCUCAACGAAAUCGCUGGGCUCUAACUAGCUGUGAAGGCUCUGAGCGUGAAAGCAACACCAUCACCAUUGGGGUUUUAAAGCCUGACCCUAAGAAGUUGUCACUAAUGUUGUUCUAGGGGUGCCACGUGCUCUGCAGCCCCAGGGCAGAUGGCUGCUUGGUAUCCAUGGUGUCUCUCGCCUGCCACUCCCUGCCCUCGAGGCCUGAACGAAGGCGUAGUCGCAGAGAGGACAGUCACGUGUGUUUGCAGCAGUGACGGGUCCGAGAGAUUGGCAGACAAGUGCCAUUUUGAUAAAAAUUUAUUUAAAAAGAGAAAAAAAGACAAUAUACUGACAGUCUAAUCAUAAGAUUUGUCCUGUAGGACUGUGACAUUUAUUUUCCAAAGUUUCUAAAGAAUACGGGUCUGUGGUGGUAAAUACAGUACAAUCCUUUUUCACUGUUAUGUCUUUAAUGUAAGAGAAGAAUAUAUAUAUCUGGUUUGCAGUAUUAAAUGUGGUAGGUAGAUGCUGUUUUCCUUUUGUUGACUAUGGGGUGCUUCUUGUGACCUGUUUCCCAUAUCAGGAGCUGUUUGGAGCCUGGAGACAGGCCACCUCUUGUGGCUUUUAGCGCUUAUGUAGAAGAAUAUGCAACUGGCUUCAUGUGACAGCGAUGCACCCCUCCUUCUUCCCCCUCCCCAGUGUGGACUGUGUAGCCUGUACCUCUGGGAAGGACAGUGUGCUUGCCAGGAAUUUGCCGUCCUCCCCUGCCUCAUCCAUGUGUAUCGCUCAGCCGAUGAAGCACAAAUGGAUUUUAUUUAUUCUUCCAUUGCUGGGGAACAAGCUCUCAUCAGAGUGCACCUCUCUCUGGGUGCAGUCUGGAAGGUGGCUUUCAUAGGAUCUAUGCACUGAAAUGGAGAGAGAGCUGCCAAUGGUGGCUCUGCUGGCAUGGGAUGGGCAGGUAGGAGGAGCUGGCGGUGGGCAAGGCCAGCAGGGAAAGCACAGACUGCUCUGGGUGGUAUUUGCUUCUGGGCCCCAACCUGGCUUUGCCAACCUAGAGACCACUGAACUGAGAAGGGACACUACAAGUGGUUCUGUAGGUGGCAGCAGCCACUUCCGUGUGUGUGUCCAGUGGGGCUCUUCGUGCUUGUCCUGAAGCUGAGUGAGAAUCGGAUCCGCGUUCCACACACAAGUUCCCAGUAGGAACAGGGCCUCCUCUUCCUUGCUGCUUUGUGCUCUGUGGGUUUUCUCUAUCCCUGCUGAUGGUCCUCACCCCCCAACUCUGCGUGAUUUACCUCUGACCCUGCGGUGGAGGGAGUGUGCCCACCCCGCCCCCCACCGUGGUUGGCACCUCAUGCUAGAGGACACAGUGCCACCACUGCCCAUCAUCCACCUGCUCUGCAUCUAGUGGUGGGGCAGACGCAGUGACCUGGGAAGUCAUGCCCUCAGCGGGGUGUGUGUCUGUGUGUGCAUGUGGGUGUCUUACUAAUGACAUUAGUCUCUUUUUACUGUGUCUUUAAAAAUCUUUUAACGUGACAAACCUCGGUCUCAGAAGCACUGGGGCUGCCCGCUAUCCCAUUGGCAAGUGGCACUUUCUCAGACUGUUUCGAAAAGGAUAUAAAAACACUUUAACUCACUAAGCACGGUCAGGCUGAAAAACUUGUUCAGCUGGUAAACUUUUAGAAUCUGAAAUUAGAUUGUUUUCAGUUAUUCUUAAAACCAUAUGUCUCACUGGGCGAGGUGGCGCAUGCCUUUAAUCCCAGCACUUGGGAGGCAGAGGCAGGCGGAUCUUUGUGAGUUUGAGGCCAGCCUGGUCUACAGAGUGAGUUCCAGGACAGCCAAAGAUACACAGAGAAACCCUACUCUAAAACCAAAAUAAUAAUAAUAAAAAAUUAUAAAAUACAAAAAAAAAAGCCCAUAAAAACCAUGUCUCAAAGGUGUGUCCUUAGCCCCUUGCCAUGGGAUCUCAGUCAUGCAAAUGAGUGUGCUAGAAUGCAGAUUCUCAGGCCUGCUGCCAGCCUUUUGGAUCUGGCGCUUGCAGCCGGCUGGGCAUCUGUGUUUUAGCCCUCUACCCCCACCCCCAUGUGUCUGGAGGCUUUCUGAGGCAGUCCCUCAUGAGGCCAAGGGAGCAGGAAGGAACCUGCCUGAGCUCACACCUAGGAGCACUGUGAGCUGGGGAGGACAUCUGAGAUGGGAGUUUUGUUUGUUUUGAUCAUCUUGAAGGAUAAGUUUUAUUUCUUUUUGAUGGGCUAAAGUACUUGAGGAAAGUGCUUUCUUUGGCCCACGCUUAUUUGUGACACUUUGAACAUGAAAACCUUCCUCAGACCAAACACCCCUGAUUGAGUUUAGGUACACAUUGUCCACACGUCCCAUGGUGCAGUUCAUAAAUGGCUGGAGUUCCAAUUUCUCAGGUAAAUAAUUGUUUCCCCCAAUUUUUGCCCUCCCCUUAUUAGCAUAAAUUUUGAGGUAGUGUGAGACCUCAGUCUUCUGUGGGAGCCAGCUAUCAGACUGCACCUCACCUACAACUGGCGACAGGUGCCGCUAGCUCCUGAAGUAUCUCCUUGCGGGAGAAACUUGGCCAAGGUUGAGGUGCCCACUAGCUAGCUGUGUUCCCAACCCCACUGAUAAGUAAGGUGUGCCUUGCUUUAAGCAAACUGAAUGUGAUUAUGUUGUUAUGCUCUGUAUCCAUUUGGAAGGGAAAUUAGGGUGUGCCUGUCUCUAAGAGAGGCUGCCCGAUCAGACUCCCAUGCUGGGACUCUUCCUAGUAUAUUGUAGGAUAUUUACUUUUCAAAAACCAGUCAUGACUUCAAUCCCUUCACCACUUUGUGCACCAUGCAGCAAAUUCUGCCCGUGCUGAUGAAGCAGUUCAAAACUCUAGGGAGACCGCUAGGCCCCAUUGUGUAGAUGAGCUCUUAAUACUCUCAAAACUCCCAUCCUGUCACUACGCGUUACCAGCCCAAGAUUGUCUUAGUUCCCGUCGGCCCUGAAGCUCAGCCUACCUGUACUUCUAGAAAGGGGCUGUCUGGGGAUGUCCUCACAUGCACACUUGAUACUAUUUGGUCCAUUCUGCUUUCCCCAGAUUUGGCCUUCGCCACUCCUCACACCCACCAGCUUACUGGCCUCUAGGCCACAGGGCACUGCCAGUGGGGAGGCUGCUCCCUCCAUGCUGUCUGCAGCUGACCCAACACCUGUUUUCCUAAUGUUUACCUGUUACUGAGCGCUCAACAGAAAGACAGCCCCAGUGGUGGGGUUGGGCAGGGUUUUUGUUGUUGUUGUUAGAUGUUAUUUUAUUAUUUUUAAGUGCAAAUGUUGCUAUUUAUUUUUUUCUCUCCUGCUCUGGUUUGAUUCGGCUGAGUUGGCUGUCCCAAUGCAUGUGGUACCUGAUGGACAUGGUAGAGAUUGUUUCCCCUAACUUUUAUAAAUGACCCAAUGUUUACCUUCGGGCUUGCGGAUGCUUUAUUUUUGGAAGCCACAGAUGUAGUUUUUCUGGAUGAAUUGUUUUUCUUAUAGAUGCGGCAGUAUGCUUUUGUAUUGAUCUGCAGGGUGAUUAUAAUUUUAUUUUUACAAGCAGUUUUUCAAUCAAAUUCUAUAUUUGAUACAAUAUGUUAAGGGUAGACCAGCCCUGAGUCAUGCAGCUGGGACCCUUGAGUGUCCAGGAGGCCUUAGGGCUGGGUGACCUCUCUUGGCCCUGUGGUGGUAGCACUGGCUGGUCACAGGAACCUUCAGGGUCCUUCAGCAUGUCCCUGACCUUUUGGAUUGUUACAAGGAUUUUUCAUGGGCAUUUUGCUACGCAGGCAGUGGACAAUCCCCGUGGCCCUAGACAAGCCAUAAGCAACCUUUCUGUGACCUCCCUGACUCAUUUCUACACCCCUGAAAAAAGGAAUGUGCCCUAAGUAGAAGUUACACUCCCUUGGUGUUCAUAUGCCUCAUUUGCAAAUGUAAACACUUUGUUUGUUUUAAGCCCUUCCCCACAGUAACCAUGCUGCCUGGCUCACUGCAGGCAGUGUGCUAGCUCUGUUCUGGGUGCCCUGUUGCAGACCCGCUGGCUCCUGGAAGUUGCACUGAUCUUGCGACAGUUUUCUUUACUGCAUCCAACUCCAUAUCUGCUGUACUCGUUGAAGUGAUUGUAAACAGAUUCGCAGUGGCAGGAGUUGAUGUUUAUGUGGGACAUUGCCUUGCUUCUGCGAUCCAAACACACAUUUCAGUAUUAUAUGCUAGAGUGUGCAGACUGGAUCUGUUCUCUCAAGCAUUGUGGACUAGCCUUGUCUUGUUUUCGGACAAGAAGUUCUCCACCUCUGAACAGGACAGCAUGCUCUUCAAGACCUGAAGGCUUGAAUGUAAAUGGAUUAGUUAGGAGUCUUUGUGGCUCUUUUGGUCUGUUUAGUUUUCUUGUGAUCUGCCAGGCUCCCAGAACUAUGUCAUUCUAGUUCCUGUGGCCUUUGUCAACUUGGAUGACAUCGGAAUGGUCCAGCCAGUGUUAACGGGCCAUCGCUGUAUUUCUUUGACCGGCCCUCAGCUUAAAGUUGUGAGGUCACUGCUGUGUCAGACUGUCGUUUAUGGUGCAUGGAUGGAUGGCAGGGACAUCUGAAGCCCAGUGCAGCCCCUCAUGCCUUGUGACCCUGCUGGGUUCUAAGUACAGGCUCUCUCUAGUCAGCCCCACAUAAACUGUCUGUGGUCAGGGUACCCAGUGUCUGAAACAAAAGGAGCUUUUACAUUCAAACCGCAGUGUGUGUGUGUCUGUGUCUGUGUGUCUGUCUGUGUGUGUGUCUGUGUGAUGUCAGUGCCAUUGCAGAGCCCUCACCUUUUGUCUUUUGGGUUUGUUCUGCCAUUUAUUGUCUCAAGUUGAAUGUAUCGGCUUAGCCAAAUCACUACAGAAGGUGGUUUCUCCAAACCUUUUAGACAGAUGCAUAAAAGCUACCUCUGACUUCUCAUUGGUUUGUGUUUGCUCUGAAGCACCGCUAUCCACACUGAAUAUAGCCAAAAUAUCGCCUGAAUCAACCGAGUUGUGAAUUCCUCUGUUCAGCUCUGGCUUGAAAAUGUGUGUGCCAUACUGUGAUCUGGGGCGGCCCCCUCCGCUAUCGCUGACCAGGGAUAACCUCAGCACCGCCCAGCUACAAGAUUCUAGCACCUGAGAGGCUGGCAGAAGGGCUUCUCUGCAUGGGGAACGUACAUCCUCCAGGCUGUUGGGAGCGACUCCGUGCAGGGCCACAUGUGGCUGAGCCUGGAGGCAGCCUGUUCCUGCCUGGUUUUGCAUCUUUCCCCCUGCUUGCUUACUUAUGAAUGGAUUCCCUGCUCUCUCCUUCCUUUUUAUACACUAUAAACUCAUAAAGGUGCUCCAACACCGACUUGUGCAGAUAAUGUAUUUAAAGCGGUUGCAUGGAUUCAGACAGUACAGGCAUAGCUGACCUUUGAUCUUGGGUUUUGAAAGCGAAGGACUGAAAGCUCUGUGCUCUCGCCCUAGGCCCUCAGAUGGAAGGAGUAAUGGGCUCUGUUUGAGUACAAGUCCCCACUAGUGUUUGACAGUGCAUGUCUGACUUAGAGGUUUGCCAUGGGGACCCGCCACCUCUAACCAGAUCUCUUGUGGUCGUCCACUUUGCUGUCCAGAAGGCCAUCCUUAUACAUCAUAGCUCUACCUUCAUCCCUUUGGCCUCUCUCUUAAAGUUUUCUUGGCCUCAUUUUGAAAAGUCAGCAUAAUAAGCUCCCAGAUUCCUCCACUAAUUGACUUAGGAAAUCAUGAGGACAGUUGGACAAUGUCAUGAAGGCCUGGGUAUUGAGGGGCAUGUGGAAGGGGCCUCUGCCAAAUGUCUUUGCACCCCUCCUCUCUAGUUGUAAUGCAUUGUUGGGGGUGGGGUGUCACCUUCCAUGCUUUUGGUGUGCGAGCAUUUGUGGCACCCGGGUUAUUUGGAUCCUCUGUCUUGGCUGAGGGUUUGGUGAGAAUCCAGGGAGGCACAGGGCUCUAGACAUGCCUCACCCAGGUACAGUGAUAUGAGCCACAGUCCUCAGAGGGCACCAGCAAGAGGAACCUUCCCUCUUCUGGGGGAUACCAAGCAACCCAAAGCCCUGGCCACUGCAGUCUUGAGGGCUAAAAGGUUGGAGGAGCUCCUGUUUUUGUACAGACAGUACCUUCUUCCCUGAGGGGUCACCAGAAAGCAAGCGUGGGAACCUUCCUCAUUCAGUUCUUCCUGCCUCUUCAAGCUCCUUAACAUCAGUGUGGUCACAAGAACACUUAACACCAGCUACCAGCAGAGUGAGGUAUACCUGUGGGGACAGGUGGCUCCAGCCCUGCCUCCAGGCACUGGCUGUACUGUCUGGACACCCAGUCCACACCUUGCACCCUAAAGCCUGUUCCGCGGCGUCCUCCGAGUCUUGCAGGGGCUGAUAUUUAGUUGACCCUACCCGCGGAGCUCGGCACUCCUGUGAUGCCGCCCUGCAGCCAUAGAGGCACUCUUAGUCCCAUCCUGGGUCAUUUGUGCCCUCACACGCAGGCUUUGUUCUCUGCCCCUCAGCACUACCGUCUGUUGUAUAGGAAGUAGGUUUAGAGGGAAUUGGAAUCGUGUCUUUGUGAAUCUGUGUGACGUCCUCGGGCGGAAGGUGCUAUUUGGUCCUAAUGUUGUUUUGGAAUGCUUUUUCAUUGUUGUUACUCUGUUCUGUGACGUGGGGGCAGACUGCUCACUUAUGUGUGGUGUCACUUAAACCGAAAACAUAGGACUCCAGCUUUGACAUGCCUGUAGUGGAAUUCCUAUCUCUGACCUUCUUGAGCCUGGGAUGAAGCAGUUCCCUAGCCUGGUCUCAUUAAAACCACCCUCCCUGUCAAGGGAUGUUUUUGUUGGUUUUAACAGGGGAAGUGAUCUGCUCUUUUUGGUUUGGUUUGGUUUUUUUGUUUGUUUGUUUUUUUGUUUUUUUUUUUUUUUGUUUUUCGAGACUGGGUUUCUCUGUGGCUUUGGAGCCUGUCCUGGAACUAGCUCUGUAGACCAGGCUGGUCUCGAACUCACAGAGAUCCGCCUGCCUCUGCCUCCCGGGUGCUGGGAUUAAAGGCUUGCGCCACCAUCGCCCGGCAUUUUUUUUUUUUAAUUGCAUAGAAAAGGCCUUUGCCUGUGAAGCACUGGCUGUGGGUGGAUAAUACAUUAACAGUAACAAUUUUGGUUCCUCUUUAAAACCAAAUAGACCAAUGUGAUUAAACCCCGAAAGGGUACAAUUCCCCAUUAAAUUGGAAUUUGAGUCCUGCGUUUGGAAAAGAAUUUUAGUGUAGUUGUUAAAAGUUAAGAAUUUAUAACUGUAGGAGCAAGUGAGUUUUUGUUUAACAACAACAAAAAAAAGGUUGUAAGAGAAUAAUUGUAGGCUUCUGUGCAACAAAGUGUCUACUGCCUCAAAUGCAGGAAGAGAAUGUAACCCUGAACCCAGACUCUUACCUCUCAUACUUCAGAUUACCUGCCUAAUGUGUAUUGAGGGGUUUAACCCUGUGUUUUUAUCAGUUUUUUCUAGUUUUAUUUUAUUUUUAUAAAGUAAUUGAAAAAGAACCAAAAAUGAAAUGAAUUCAAGAAGUUCCCCUGUGGCUCCUCACCCAGUCUUAUCCCCUCCCCCCCCCCACACACACACUGAAGCAUUUUUUGAAGACAUUUUGAAUCAAAAUGUAUUACAUCCAUUUAACAUUUGCUACUUUCUGAGAAGUGGAGUGGCUCCAAGGGCCUGUUUCAGGUGGUACUCUGUAUGUCAUGGACAUGUUUGUACCUGUACAGUGGAUCUGUGUGACGAUGUCUUGUGCUUGCGGUUUAGAAACCACGCAGUGCUGUUUUGUAAAUUGACAGUUCCUGUGUAAACUAUUAUUUAUGACCCUUGGCCCCUCUGUAUAAUUUUUCAUUUGCUACAUGGAUUGUAUAAUUAAUUAUAAAAUUAUAGUACCUGCUAAACCCAACUUUGAGGCUUCAUGUCAUUGUCUUCAGUCUGAUGCCAGUCUGUGGAUCGUCAGGAUGCCCAGGCCUUGCUUGAUACCAGUAGUGAUGUCACUUUAAAUUAAGCCUUAAUCAGAUAGUGAAUUUGUACAUUUCAGAGUAUGCAAAAAAUAAAAAAUGAAAUAGGCAGAUGCGUUUCAACUGUCCAGAUCCAGAUGCUCAAUCGUAACUCAGCACGUGCUCCCUCUGGAGUUAAAGGGGUCGCUGCCAGGGUUACAUUCCUCCCUCAUCUGUGCUCUCCGUCUUGGCUUGAUGGGAACAGGUCGGUCAUGCACGUUUCUGUACCGGUCUGGCUAGAGACCUCGGCAGGGUCAUCUUCAAACGCCUGGUUCUCUCCUCCAGUCUGAGAUGAGCCUUGGCUGCUGGGAACACGACUGAGGCAUAGGUUUUCCCAGCCUGCUCCUAGGCCAGGCUCUCAGCGGGCACUGCCACCUGUCACUGCUUCUGCAUAAAUCACAACAGAUUUUUGUUUCUGUAAAAGCAUCUUCAAUCUUGGGAUAAGAUAGAGGGGACCCAGCUUUCUUUACAAUGUGGAUCUACCUCAGUUAAACAGUUGGGUGCUAUUUACUAAGUCUGUCAAAUUAAAUUGGAAAAUGUAACCAAACAGUGGGACGUAACUAACUCCACAUGAAACUUGAAAUCGUUUCCGUUUAUUUAAUGAUAUUUUUUAUUUAUUUUGUGCCUUUUCUGUUAACCCUAAUACAUUUUUGAAAUUCAGAAUAGUCAUUUUUCUCUCGCAAGUGGGGAGCCCUGCCUGAUCAUGCCAGUAUCCCAUCUGACUGCUCUCGUUGUUACUGGGAUCCCAACCUGCCUUUUUUGAAAAGGGAGGGGAAAAAUAUGUCCAAGAGCAAAUUUUACACAAACAAUAUUCACAUAACAUACCCCAGCUAUUCUAUGCAUGUGUUCAUAGCUGUCACUUCCAUUUCUGUGCCAUUGAAGAGGCACACACACCCACAAACAGACACCCCAAGUACUUGUUUCUGCUUUUUUUUUUUUUUUU